GCAGAGAGACAAAAGAGAAAUGGCCAUCCUCCAUGAAGUCCAGUUGAAUCUUCCCAGCCCCUUAGCAUCUAUCAAGGAGAACCUUUGCACGUUUCCAAGUUGGACUAGCAUAAAACCCCGAAUUUGAAUCGACGUAAAACCUGGAAUAUAUCAUGAACACAGGUUGUAACUCCUUCGAACGACUAUCAGAUCAAUCUUUCAACCGCUUGUCUCACUCAUUGAUCAUCAACGUCAGCUAUGAAGUACUCUUGUUACAUUACCCUCAUCGCCCUGGUGGCGCUCGGGGUCAGAGCCGAACAGCAAUAUUGCGAUGGAGCGGAAAAGGAUCCUACAGGCGCACAAAUGACCGAUCCAUUUGCCGCUUACCAGUCCGCCGGUUUGACUUUCCCAAACGGUACCGAUGCUAGCGGGCAACAUACUGUGCUCCCGGAUCUCAAGACGGUCCUGGGAAAGACGUCCAUGGUGGAUUGUUUUAAGGAAUGUCAACUGCUCCAACCUCCAACAGACAAGGUUGGAGACGAUCUCGAUAAGCAAUACUCCCAAGAGUAUUGCCGAGGAGUCAGAUAUUGGGAGUUUCCUAAACCGGAGAACAACAAGUGUUUCCUCAUGAAAGUCGCUCCUACCGAAGUCAGACCUACCAAUGGGCUCGGCAAGACUCUAGGUUUCUUCGGAGGGGGGAUGAUCGGGAAAUGCUCCGAUAAAGGAGCCAAGGAUCUCUCGGAGCGAAACGGUGUUGGGUGUUGCGAGAUCUGGUUGAAGUAAGGUCGUCGUAUUGAGAGAUACGUAUAGAUAAUGGGCGCUAGUCCGGCCUCCAACAUGAAAAUCAGGCUCGUACCACUUGAAUACAGACCCGUGUCACUUGUACACGAGACAUCCGCUCUUUUGGCUGAAGUUUCUGAAGAUGAUUAGUUGGACAGGAAGUAAGAGGCUAUGAAAUCUGGAAACGACAAGUGGUCAUCCCCGCCAUCCCGUUCAGGUUGAGAUUCAUGGUUUGGUCAGAC
Molecule: messenger RNA, 1001 nt
Organism: Filobasidium floriforme
Lineage: Eukaryota; Fungi; Basidiomycota; Tremellomycetes; Filobasidiales; Filobasidiaceae
Exons: 4
Coding region: 238-762 (174 amino acids)
Source: RefSeq, a predicted model, not a curated record